AUGUUUUUAUUUCUACACACGGUCCUGCUUUUUCACCCCCUUAAUGCAAUAGAAGAAAACACUUAUUGCAAAAUAAUGGGAGACCCUAAAUACCCACUACUUUCCAAGGAUGGAGACAUAACUAUUGGAGCAAUUUUUCCAGUACACACUAAAGAAACAUUACCUUCAUUUGAAUUCACACAAAAACCUCAGCCUAUAUCAUGUUCCAGUGUGAGUCUAAGAGAUUUUCGACUGUCUCAAAUUAUGAUUUUUGCAAUUGAGGAGAUUAACAGAAGUGAGACUUUGCUCCCGAAUGUUUCUGUUGGCUAUAGAAUUUAUGACAGCUGUGCUUCAAGACUGUCUUCUAUGAGUGCAACUAUGGCAGUGAUGAAUGGUCAGGACAUUGCAGCAGGGGAAAAAUGCAAUGGACAGUCUCCUAUACAUGCUAUCAUAGGGGAAACAGAGUCUGCCACAACAAUUAUUGUGUCUAGAACCACAGGACCUUUUAAAAUUCCAGUGAUAAGUCACUCUGCCGCAUGUGAGUGUCUCAGUAAUAGAAAAUAUUACCCCUCUUUCUUCAGGACCAUGUCUAGUGAUUAUCACCAGGGCAGAGCACUUGCACUCUUGGUCAAGCACUUAGGCUGGAAUUGGGUUGGAGCUGUGAACAGUGACAAUGAGUAUGGAAACAAUGGAAUGGACAUUUUUCUGAACUCAGCCAAGAAGGAGGGGAUUUGUGUAGAGUACUCUGUGAAAUUCUACCGAACAGAGCCUGAAAAACUCCUAAAAGUGGUAAAAACAAUAAAACGAGGAACAGCAAAAGUGAUUGUUGCAUUUGUUGCAUUUUUCGAGAUGGGACUACUAAUAGAUCAACUGAGUAUUCAGAACAUUACAGGCCUCCAAAUGGUUGGUGUGUUCGGAUGGAUAGCUUCAAGGAAUUUGAUAACUCCAAACAGUUUCCGUGUGAUGGGAGGGUCACUGGGAUUUGCAUUGAGAAAAAUCCAUAUUGAAGGUUUUUCAGAUUAUGUUAUUAAAGCAUUCUGGGAAACAGCUUUUCCAUGCUCAAAAAGACCUAGGAAUUUAUCUCAAGCUGAAUAUAAUUGCAGCAGUUAUCAGGAUCUACUUUUGUUGAGAAAUAACAAUGAAGAUGUGCCUGAACAAAGAUUUUCAACUAAUGUCUACAAAGCAGUGUAUGCCGUGGCUUAUGCAUUACACAGUCUAAUGAAGUGCAAAGGACAAGGAGUCUGUGAAAAAGCUCAGACAAUACAACCACAACAGGUUGUUGAGGCUCUGAAAAAUGUAAAUUUCACAGUUAAAUUUGGCGAUCGUGUGUGGUUUGACAGCACUGGUGCUACAGUAGCCCAAUUUGAAGUUGUGAACUGGCAGCAGGACUCAAAUGGAUCAUUUCAGUUUAAACCAGUGGGUUACUAUGAUGCCUCACUGCCCCCUGACCAGCGCUUUGUACUUAACACUGAAAAUAUAAUCUGGCCUGGAGGACAGCUGAAGAAGCCAAGGUCUAUGUGCAGUGAGAGUUGUCCUCCAGGCACUAGGAAGGCUGUACAGAAAGGAAGACCUGUCUGCUGUUAUGACUGUAUUACAUGUGCAGAUGGAGAAAUCAGUAAUGAGACAGAUUCAAAUAACUGCCAGCAGUGUCCAGGGGAAUACUGGUCUAAUACUGAGAACACUGAAUGUGUGUUAAAGGCUGUAGAGUUUCUGUCAUUCACAGAAGUUAUGGGUAUAGUGUUAGUCUUUUUCUCUCUGUUUGGAGUAGGAAUAACUGUACUGGUGGCCAUCCUGUUUUACAGUAAGAAGGACACUCCCAUAGUAAAAGCCAACAACUCAGAGCUGAGCUUCCUGUUGCUCUUCUCAUUGAUUCUGUGUUUUCUCUGUUCACUUACUUUCAUUGGUCGCCCCACUGAGUGGUCCUGUAUGUUGCGUCACACAGCAUUUGGGAUCACUUUUGUCCUCUGUCUCUCCUGUGUUCUGGGGAAAACAAUAGUGGUGUUAAUGGCAUUCAAGGCCACACUUCCAGGAAGUAAUGUCAUGAAAUGGUUUGGGCCUGCACAACAGAGACUCAGUGUUUUUGCCUUUACUCUUAUGCAAGUUCUUAUCUGUGUGCUUUGGCUAACAAUAUCUCCUCCUAUUCCAUAUAAAAAUAUGACAUAUUUUAAGGAGAAGAUUAUUCUUGAAUGCAGUUUGGGUUCUACUGUUGGUUUCUGGGCUGUGUUGGGUUAUAUUGGUCUACUGGCUGUCUUAUGCUUCAUUCUGGCUUUUCUGGCUCUGACGUUGCCUGAUAACUUCAAUGAAGCUAAAUUCAUUACAUUCAGUAUGCUCAUAUUUUGUGCUGUAUGGAUCACAUUUAUUCCAGCUUAUGUCAGUUCACCUGGUAAAUUUACUGUAGCUGUGGAGAUUUUUGCUAUUUUAGCAUCAAGCUUUGGUUUACUAUUCUGCAUAUUUACACCUAAAUGUUACAUCAUUCUGUUAAAGCCUGAACAAAAUACUAAGCAAAAUUUGAUGGGAAAAUCACAAACUAAGUCUUACUGA
Messenger RNA from Paramisgurnus dabryanus, 2520 nucleotides. RefSeq names its product extracellular calcium-sensing receptor-like. The record is from RefSeq and is a predicted model, not a curated record. Gene Ontology annotation, molecular function: G protein-coupled receptor activity. Gene Ontology annotation, biological process: G protein-coupled receptor signaling pathway. Lineage: Eukaryota; Metazoa; Chordata; Actinopteri; Cypriniformes; Cobitidae. Gene Ontology annotation, cellular component: plasma membrane.